This is a messenger RNA of Mycena indigotica, 1548 nucleotides long. RefSeq names its product Multidrug resistance-associated ABC transporter protein. Gene Ontology annotation, molecular function: ABC-type peptide transporter activity; ATP binding. The record is from RefSeq and is a predicted model, not a curated record. Bases 1 to 1548 code for a protein of 515 amino acids. Gene Ontology annotation, cellular component: membrane; fungal-type vacuole. The transcript has 8 exons. NCBI's taxonomy places the organism in Eukaryota, Fungi, Basidiomycota, Agaricomycetes, Agaricales, Mycenaceae. Gene Ontology annotation, biological process: transmembrane transport.
AUGGACCUGUCGUUCGCCAUCCCCCAGGCCGUCCUGCGCCACGUUGCUUUCCGCCACGCGCUGGGUGACGAUGAUGCCCUCCUGCGCCUCCCCGUUUACGCCGCCGCGGUCUCUGCGUCUGUGCUGCUGGUGCAGACCGCGGUGGCAUUCCGCUAUCGGGGAGGGUCGACGGGGGCCACGCCGGCGAUUGGCUGGGGUGCUAUCCUUGCGUGGCGCGUCACGCGGUUUGUCGCUGCGGCGGCAGCGUUAGGGCUCUCAGUCGCGGUGGGCAUUGACGAGGGAGAUACGUGGCAGGAGGUGCUGCUUGGAACGGGGCCAUAUCUCUACGCGACUUUUCUGUCGUUCUUCACGCUAGACCCCCGGAAGUACCGCCAGCGGCUCGUGCGCCACGCCAACUUCAUCCUCUUUGCCGCGUCCGCGCUCUACAUCUGCCGCGACGUCAUGCCGCUCGCCACAUUCACGCAGGAGCCGCUCGACCGUGGCGCGAAGAUGAUGGCCAAAAUUGCAUUGGUGUUCUUCAGCGGCCUUGUCGUGCCGCUAUUCACACCACGGCUCUACACACCCGUCGAUCCCUCUAACCCGCAAAAAGAGCUCAACCCUGAGCAGACCGCCUCGGUCUUCAGCUUUGCGCUCUACUUCUUUCUCGACACCAUCAUCUUCGCCGCCUAUCGCCAGAAGGAGGUCCCCGAGGACCAGCUCUACGCGCUGUGCGACACCGACGGGGCCGAACACCUCAAGCAGCGCAGCUUCAAGUUCCUCGAUGUCUUCUCCGGCGCCAAACAACGACACCCAUUCUUUGGCCUCAUGCGUGUCUAUUGGAGGGAAUUCGCAACCCUGUUUGCGCUCGUCGUCGUCCGCUGCCUCGCCAACUACACGGGGCCGUUCGCGAUGAACCGGCUCUUGCUGUACAUCGAGACGCGCGACCAGCCCGAGAGCCACGUCGUGCGCCCGUGGGUGUGGAUCGCGCUCGUCGCGGGCGGGCCGCUCAUCGGCGCGCUCGCGUUCCAGGCGUACAUCUUCGUCAACACGCGCACGCUGGUGUGGACCGAGUCGGUUGUCACGCAGCUCGUCUUCGCCCACAGUCUGCGCAUCCGCGUCAAAGCGGACAGCAGAGAUGAUGAGCCGGCAACGACGGAACAACAGCCUGUUGCGGGCGAGGCGGCGAGUGAGUCCGGGAGCACGAGCUCGGAGGGCGAUGCGGAAUCGACAACGAUCCAGCCCAGUUCGGCGAGUGUCCGCUCGUCGAGCAGCAGCAGUGCGGCACAGAAAGAUGGCGAUCAAAAGACAGCCGACAAGAAGGCGGAGGAGAAGGGCCAGUCGAUGGUGGGGAAAAUCAACAACCUGGUGACAACCGACCUCGGCAACAUCACCGACAGCCGCGACUUCAUCGAUCUGUUCCUGUACAUCCCGCUGCAGCUGGUCAUCGGGAUAUACUUCCUGUAUGUGCUCCUCGGGUGGUCCGUGUGGGUCGGCGUCGCGUCGAUCGUGCUUCUGGCGCCGUUCCCGGGGUACAACUAUACCACAUAUUUCUCCACCCAUGUUGUGUAA